Ilyonectria robusta is the source of this 1341-nucleotide messenger RNA. Its product is annotated as cytochrome C1 family-domain-containing protein. The transcript has 4 exons. Lineage: Eukaryota; Fungi; Ascomycota; Sordariomycetes; Hypocreales; Nectriaceae. Gene Ontology annotation, biological process: mitochondrial electron transport, ubiquinol to cytochrome c. Gene Ontology annotation, molecular function: electron transfer activity; heme binding. The coding region runs from base 103 to 1071 and encodes 322 amino acids. The record is from RefSeq and is a predicted model, not a curated record.
CUUUGCUGAGCCCUUUUGUCCUCCGACCCCGAGAACGAUUCCCCAUCGCCGUCUCACAUUCGAUUGCGGCUCAUCCUGCAGCGACGGUCUAGCUAGCCCAUCAUGCUCGCCAGGUCGUCUAUGCGCUCGACGCGCAUCCUCAAUGGCCUCAAGAACGGCGUUGCCGCCGGUUCUAAGCGUGCCGCCUCCUCGAGCUCCUACGCCGCCGGCGAAGCUUCUGCUACCCGAAUGAACGUGGCCGCCGCCGCCUCCACCACCCUCGCCCUCGGUUCCAUGGCCUGGUACUACCAUCUCUAUGGACCUGUUGCCUUUGCUUCGACUCCCGCUGAGGAGGGUCUCCAUUCCACUCAGUACCCCUGGGUUCACACGCAAAUGUUCAAGACCUACGAUCACCAGGCUCUCCGCCGUGGCUUCCAGGUUUACCAGGAGGUCUGCGCGUCCUGCCACUCCCUGAGCCGAGUCCCCUACCGAUCACUCGUCGGCACCAUCUUGACCGUUGACGAGGCCAAGGCCCUUGCUGAGGAGAAUGAGUUCCCCGGCGAACCCAAUGACGAGGGCGAGAUCGAGAUGCGACCCGGAAAGCUGGCCGAUUACAUGCCCGCCCCCUACAAGAACGAGGAGUCUGCCCGCUUCGCCAACAACGGUGCCCUUCCCCCGGAUCUGAGCCUGAUCAUCAAGGCCCGCCACGGCGGCUGCGAUUACAUCUUCAGCUUGCUCACUGGUUACCCCGAGGAACCCCCCGCUGGUGUCACGGUUGCCCCUGGCAUGAACUUCAACCCUUACUUCCCCGGAACCGGUAUUGCCAUGGCUCGUGUCCUCUACGAUGGCCUCCUCGAGUACGAGGACGAGACUGUUGCUUCGACCUCCCAGAUGGCCAAGGACGUUGUCGAGUUCCUCAACUGGGCCGCCGAGCCCGAGAUGGACGACCGAAAGCGUAUGGGUAUGAAGGUCCUGGUUGUGUCUGCUUCCCUGUGGGCUGUCAGCGUGUGGGUGAAGCGAUACAAGUGGGCCUGGGUGAAGUCGAGGAAGAUCGCCUACGAUCCCCCAAAGGAGGUCAAGGUCCGCCGUUAAGGAGGCCCAUUCAAGUCUCAUUUGUAUACUAGUCGCCCCCUAGAGCAGCUCCUUUGUCGGUGGCGGGUAGAAAAGAAGCAAGGCGUGAAUGGAGGCGGGAAGAAAGGCCGGAGGGUAGAGUGUAAAUCAGAUGAAUCGUUCCAAUACCUUAUUUGACCCGAACUACGCUCGAAAUUAUAUCAUUAAUUAAAAAAGAUAUGCUUCAGAUUUUGUACUCGAAGGAUGUAGCACAUGACGAAGCCUCGCGUACAAAGGAGUGCCUUCUUGAUA